This is a messenger RNA of Gossypium arboreum, 605 nucleotides long. RefSeq names its product putative EG45-like domain containing protein 1. Lineage: Eukaryota; Viridiplantae; Streptophyta; Magnoliopsida; Malvales; Malvaceae. Gene Ontology annotation, cellular component: cell wall; apoplast. The record is from RefSeq and is a predicted model, not a curated record. Gene Ontology annotation, biological process: systemic acquired resistance. The transcript is spliced from 3 exons. The coding region runs from base 92 to 469 and encodes 125 amino acids.
CAAAAAAAUUAGCCUAUAUAAUUGGACCACACCUACAGGUUAAAGUGCUCGCACAGCACUAACAACCUAAAAACCCAAAGCUAAUUAAGCAAUGGAGAAGAUUACUUUGAUUUUUGUUGGUAUCAUUGCUAGCUUUGUCUCUUUUGCUUCAGCAACACCAGGGAUUGCAACCUUCUACAGAAAUUAUGUUCCUUCUGCAUGCUUUGGAAGUCAGGAUCAAGGAAAAAUGAUUGCCGCGGCUGGUGAUGGAUUGUGGAAUAAUGGGGCAGUGUGUGGGAAAAUGUUCACUGUGACAUGCACGGGACCCCGAAAUCCCGUACCACAUCCAUGCACAGGCAACAGCGUAGCUGUGAAGAUCGUUGAUCACUGUCCGGGAUGCCCAUCAACCAUUGAUCUCUCCCGAGAGGCAUUCGCUCUUAUUGCUAACCCUGUUGCCGGUAUCAUUAACAUUGACUACAACCAGGUUUGAUAAAAUUUGGCAGGCAAUGCAAAGACCGAAGUUUCGGAGAUAAAUGCUUAGUGUAAUGGAAUACUAUUUCGUUUCUAAUAAAUUUCAUAGUAGUAUGUAACAGAGAGAUUUGCAAUGAGAUUUAUGAUAUUAUUUU